Molecule: messenger RNA, 1352 nt
Organism: Elaeis guineensis (African oil palm)
Lineage: Eukaryota; Viridiplantae; Streptophyta; Magnoliopsida; Arecales; Arecaceae
Product: gibberellin-regulated protein 1
Source: RefSeq, a predicted model, not a curated record
UUAGCUUAAACCUGCUCAUGCUGAUCCAUAGUAUCUUAUCUCAUGGUCAAGCAACCCAACUGGACGAGGGUCUGAAACUGCCAUUUUGGUCCAAGAAAGUUGGCCGAAGUUUCAAAAGCUGGUUCAAAUUUUUACCCAAAAAAGAAAAAUAACAGCGGGUUCGGAUGGGACCUGAAUGCCAGCAAGAAACUUCCUGCUCCCACGCAUGGCUCAGGAGGGUGAGGGCUGAGGUUGGUGGGCAGGUGGAAAGUAUGGGGACAUUAUUACAUGGAUCAAUGAUGGAGGCUUCCAGAGAAAGAGAACUAUUCAUCCAGCUCUGCCUUAGCUGUACCCCAAGGCUCAUCCAGCCUACCAAUGAUGAACCCUCCGAAUGAACCUCGGAAAGCAGGGCAGGGGACCAAUGGUCCAAACUCCCGAAGGAUACGUGAGCCUCUUUUGCUCUGAAACCAAAGCAUGGAUAAAAAAAUCUAGUCAAGCUUAUCUCUCAGGCCCAACCCGAGCAUCUAUGUGUGAUAUCUUUGUUCAUGAGUACUCCACACACGUACGUCGAACCAUCUAUUUGCUCUUAUUUCCUAUUGGCUCCCCUACGUUGCUGCAACUUUUCCUAUAAAUAGUGGUCCUCUUCUGGCUUCUUAGCUCGUGAACAAUCUUAGAAGCUCAGCAAAGUUCGCAGGCAUUACGCAAACAACAUUCUCCUUGAAGACCCCUUCAACCUUGGCAUUCCCUCAUCUUCUCUUAAUGGCUCCUUCUCGUUUUCUUAUUGCUUCCCUCCUCCUGCUUCUGUUUGCGUUUUACCUCGCAGAGCCGCGUACGGUGUCUGAAUCUGAAAAGGUGACGAGAGGAGGGUUGGGAAGGUCUCUUCUCGCUAACACUUCUAUAAACUGUGGAGAGGCAUGUGAUGGGAGGUGCCGGCUGUCGUCGAGGCCUAACCUUUGCAAGAGAGCUUGUGGGACUUGCUGCUCGAGGUGCAACUGUGUUCCUCCUGGCACCUACGGCAACUAUGAGGCGUGCCCUUGUUAUGCUGCCUUGACCACCCAUGGAGGCGUGCGCAAAUGCCCUUGAGAUGAUGUCUUGGGUUGGUAGCAAGCCGUUUGUAUUGCAGUGUGUGUUUCUCCUUCUGAAAAUGAUCUUUCUAGUCUUUGCUGUGUAAUAGCUUGGCCUUCUAGUAGCGAUUAUGGUAAUUACAUGAUAGGUUACGUGGAAUAAAUGGUUGUAACAUAGUUUUGGAAUGUAUAAAAGAAGGUGGAGCCGCAUUCGGGGUUGAGUGCCACCCCUGAAUGCUGCCAUACUAGGUAUACAUCAUCUCUGUAGGUCUCUACUUUUAUAAUGGAAACUCUCAUUUUUGUGUUCUA